Molecule: messenger RNA, 2275 nt
Organism: Carassius gibelio (silver crucian carp)
Lineage: Eukaryota; Metazoa; Chordata; Actinopteri; Cypriniformes; Cyprinidae
Gene: smad9
Product: SMAD family member 9
Exons: 7
Coding region: 382-1785 (467 amino acids)
Biological process (GO): regulation of transcription by RNA polymerase II; cell differentiation; SMAD protein signal transduction
Cellular component (GO): heteromeric SMAD protein complex
Molecular function (GO): RNA polymerase II cis-regulatory region sequence-specific DNA binding; DNA-binding transcription factor activity, RNA polymerase II-specific; I-SMAD binding
Source: RefSeq, a predicted model, not a curated record
GGCUCAGGCUGCUCUGUUUGAAUGGGAUGAUCCUGUGCGUGUCUGACGUCCUGGGAGAGUUCCAGGAGCUGCGGAUGAAUUCCGCACGAAGGCGCUGAGGCUCCAGUCAGACUGACGCCGCGGCGCUCGCUCCAUCCAAACACACGCGCUGUACACCUCCAAUCGGCGCGAGUCUCUUUCGCGGAAUUACCCCACUACGUGGAUUGUUAUUCGACUCGUCACAUUAAGAUUACACGGCUGGCUGCCCGACGAAAAAAUCACCAUCAGGGGGUUUAUUCUAUACCCGCCUGCAUCUUGGCUGUAAAGACAUAAACUGAAGCUCCUAGGUUGGAGUGAUUUAAAACAGAUUUGCCACAAACCUUGAGAAAAAUCCAUUACAAGAUGCACUCCACUACAUCCAUCACGUCCCUCUUCUCCUUCACCAGUCCAGCUGUGAAAAGGCUGCUGGGCUGGAAACAAGGAGAUGAGGAGGAAAAGUGGGCGGAAAAGGCUGUAGAUUCCCUCGUAAAGAAGCUCAAGAAGAAAAAAGGGGCCAUGGAAGAGCUGGAAAAGGCUCUGAGCUGUCCUGGCCAGCCCAGUAAAUGCGUUACCAUUCCUCGGUCCCUGGACGGAAGGCUCCAGGUGUCCCAUCGUAAAGGUCUGCCACAUGUUAUCUACUGCAGAGUGUGGCGCUGGCCGGAUCUUCAGUCCCACCACGAGCUCAAAGCCCUGGACUGCUGCGAGUUUCCUUUCGGCUCUAAGCAAAAGGAAAUCUGUAUCAAUCCAUAUCAUUACCGCCGUGUGGAGACGCCAGUUCUGCCCCCAGUUCUUGUGCCACGUCACAGUGAGUUCAAUCCCCAGCACAGCUUAUUGGCAAAGUUCCGAAAUGCUUCCCUGCACAAUGAGUCUCUCAUGCCCCAGAAUGCCACUUACCCCGACUCCUUCCCAUCAAUACCCUGUAGCUCAUUCUCUUCAUCGCCAUCCAGCUCUUUAAACCAGUCCCCGACAGCGCACAGCUACCCCAACUCCCCCAGCAGUGGGACGGACCCUGGGAGCCCCUACCAAAUUACAGCAGAGACACCUCCACCACCCUACAGUAUGAUGGAGACCUCUCCACCUGAGGAUGUGAAACCAGGGGAGUCCUCCAACGCUAAUAAACUCAUUCUGUCAGCCCCUCAUAGAGACUUGAGGCCGGUGUGUUAUGAGGAACCAGAAUACUGGUGUUCAGUGGCGUAUUAUGAACUAAACAACAGGGUUGGCGAGACGUUCCAUGCCUCUUCCAGAAGCAUCCUCGUGGACGGCUUCACAGACCCCUCAAACAACAAGAACCGCUUCUGCCUCGGAUUACUGUCCAACGUCAACCGAAACUCCACCAUUGAAAACACUCGCAGACACAUAGGCAAAGGUGUGCACUUGUAUUACGUCGGAGGAGAGGUGUACGCAGAGUGUCUGAGUGACAGCAGUAUUUUCGUACAGAGUCGGAACUGUAACUACCAGCACGGUUUCCAUCCCACCACCGUCUGCAAGAUCCCGAGUGGAUGCAGCCUGAAGAUCUUCAACAACCAGCUGUUUGCCCAGCUGCUGUCACAGUCUGUCAAUCAUGGCUUCGAGGUGGUGUAUGAACUUACCAAGAUGUGCACCAUCAGGAUGAGCUUUGUCAAGGGCUGGGGAGCCGAGUACCACCGUCAGGAUGUCACCAGCACCCCCUGCUGGAUAGAAAUCCACCUGCAUGGGCCGCUGCAGUGGCUAGACAAAGUUCUGACCCAGAUGGGCUCCCCACACAAUCCUAUUUCCUCUGUGUCCUAAUGCAUUACAGAGCAAGGGGAUUAUAGUUCUCAAAUAGACUUUUAUGGUGCCCCAAGACACAUAAUGCUCUUUCUCUUGUGAAAAUGUCUUUUCAGUGGAUGUUUAUGGUACUGCAUAUAUGUACAAUAUCAUGCUGUUAAGCAAGCAGUGGUUGGAUAAGUGUUGCAAUGAUUUUAAUAAAUAAAAAACACUACUACUUCACAGUAUGUAGUAGCUGAGAUCAAUUCAGAAAGAAACUCUCUAAUAGGAAGCCAAAGAAAAGUGUUAGGCAGGUACUUGUUCUGGAAAUGGUUUAUUUGUGUCAUAUUUUGGCUAAUAUGUGUCUUCUAUAACAUUUCAUGUUGUUUUGUAUUUGCGUUAGCUUUCUUGUUCUUGUAAUACAAAAAACUCCCUUCUAUUUCUGCCUGCUUAUUGUAUGGCCUGAAAAAACCUUUAGUAUUAAUGCUUGUAAAGCUGAAAACUGCACAAGAUCAAUAAAACGUCAUUGGAA